UGCCUGCAGUGGUUUGACAAAUGUCCUGUGACAAUGCUAUCCACUGCCCACACAUCAAAGGUCGUUACCCUGCCUCCCAACCGCCGAGGGGUGGAGAGGUCGAAGCCCGAGGUCGUUGUCAGUUACAACAACGGCAUGAAGGGCGUCGACCUCUCGGAUCAGCUGGCGCAGUCAUAUCCAGCAACCAAGAAGACCAUCAAGUGGUACAAAAAGGUAUUUUUUUACCUGCUGGAUAUGACCACCAUCAACGCGCUGGCUGUCCACCGGGCCCUCGGCGGUAAGAUGCCUCAAUGGAAGUUCCGUACGGAACUAGUUCGGGAAUUGCUGCAGCGAGGUGGCCGACCUGGCUCCUUCCGGCGGAACCCUCCUCAGAACCAACCUGAGGAGGAUCCCCAGCAGGCGCACAUGCCAGUCGACACCCCAUUCCGGAGGUGGCGGAGAUGUGCGCUUUGCUGGAGGAACCACCGGCGCAGGAAGGAGACCAGAGUCAUGUGUGCCCACUGCAGCGUUUCCCUAUGUCCGGCACCCUGUUUCCAGGCAUACCAUGCCUAAUUUAUAAAAAAUAAAAAUUCGACUUUU
Penaeus chinensis is the source of this 579-nucleotide messenger RNA. Its product is annotated as piggyBac transposable element-derived protein 4-like. The coding region runs from base 34 to 552 and encodes 172 amino acids. The transcript is spliced from 2 exons. Lineage: Eukaryota; Metazoa; Arthropoda; Malacostraca; Decapoda; Penaeidae. The record is from RefSeq and is a predicted model, not a curated record.